This is a messenger RNA of Ogataea philodendri, 402 nucleotides long. RefSeq lists its product as uncharacterized. The coding region runs from base 1 to 402 and encodes 133 amino acids. The record is from RefSeq and is a predicted model, not a curated record. Lineage: Eukaryota; Fungi; Ascomycota; Pichiomycetes; Pichiales; Pichiaceae. The transcript has a single exon.
AUGUCGAUUGAUUCGAGCGAGAGCGGAUCUGUUUUGAAAUACAAGUAUUUUGCUGCUCUCUUUGACCACUUGGCAUGGUUCUGUAGCAGUCUGAGGUCGAACACGGGGCUGAUCGUGACGAAAUGCCAGCCCAGGUCUACCACGAGACCGGUGCGCAAACCUGCUGCUACCAAUGUCAUGAGGGCGUCGUCGAGAAACAGAGUGCUUUUCGCGUGCAGCUUUUCGAGCAGCUGGAACGUGACCGCCGUCUUGUACGUGUUGUUGAGCAUGCUGUUUGCAACUAGCACGAUGUUUGCGUUGACCGAGUCAAUUUUGUAUGUGGUGAAGAGAUGGUGGAAUAUAUCGAACAAUUGCACGUUCAACGCGUGCUCAAACGAGCCAGAUCCUGUUCCCGGCUCGUAG